CCUCUCAUCAGUACCACCUCAUAAAUGGCUCUCUGACCUGGUAUGAAGCUCAGAGCUUCUGCAGAUUAAUGUUAACCGACCUGGCCACGAGCGACAAGAACGAUCUGGUCAACACUCUUGGCAGUCAUGGGACAUACAGCUGGAUCGGGUUUCGAAGAGGAAACACUCGCAGGUGGAUGUGGUCUGAUGGCAGGGGCCCAGCUCACUAUACCAGGUGGAACGUUGGUGAACCCAGCAGCGGCGGUGUGAGCGAACCGUGUGGAGAGAUGACGGUUGGAGGAAAGUGGAAUGACGUACCGCGUGGAUAUGGAAAAGAUUUUGCGUGUUAUGAAACCCGGGCAGAUGGAACAGAGACAUUUGUGUUUUACCCAGGAAGAAGAACCUGGGUGGAGAGUCAAGAGCAGUGCAGAACUAAACACACCGACAUGGCCUAUAUAAGCAGUGCCUUGAAUAAUACAGCUGUUGCCAAUCAAGCUAACUCAUGGAACAACAAUAUGUGGAUCGGUCUCUUCAAUGAUGCCUGGAUGUGGUCUGAUGGAGGAGAAACCUCCUUCAGGAACUGGCUGAGUGGCUCAGAUUCAGGGGGAGACUGUGCUUCUGUUGCAGAGCAGGGACGCUGGGUUGGAGCCGAUUGCAACAAGAAGUCCACAUUUGUCUGUCAUGGCGAUCUUAAAGUAAAGAAGACUGUUAUAAGAAUGACGGUGCGCUCCGAUCUCGACCUCACUGACUCCACAAUCAGCGAUGCUCUUCUGGAAAAG
Notothenia coriiceps (black rockcod) is the source of this 758-nucleotide messenger RNA. Its product is annotated as macrophage mannose receptor 1-like. The annotation marks the transcript as partial. The record is from RefSeq and is a predicted model, not a curated record. The transcript is spliced from 3 exons. NCBI's taxonomy places the organism in Eukaryota, Metazoa, Chordata, Actinopteri, Perciformes, Nototheniidae.